AUGGACGCCUCGGCCGCCCGCUUCUUCUCUACGCCACACUUUGCUGUCGAUAUUAGCCUGGUACCAUACCCAUUCACUGGACGUAACACCGAUCAAUCCAAGGACGCCGACUAUCAAGUUGCCCUCGAAGGCCUACUCAACGGUGAAGUCUGUCAGCGAACUCUCGGCUCCGUCGGAGACCGCGCUAUCCUUCUCACGCCGCCCGCGGCUACGAAGAAGGUACUGGAAGAGGCAAAAGCUGCUGGGAUCAGCUCGGUGUGGUUGCAACCAGGUAGCUUUGAUGACAGCAUUUUGACGUGGGCAAAGACCAACUUCGAGAGCGCUAUUGGUGGCUAUGAAGGCGGCACACGGGGCGGCGAGGGAUGGUGUGUCCUGGUCGAUGGAGAGGAUGCCAUGAAAGCGGCUGGACGGACCUGGAAGCAGCAAAAACUCUGA
Messenger RNA from Cyphellophora attinorum, 435 nucleotides. RefSeq lists its product as uncharacterized. Lineage: Eukaryota; Fungi; Ascomycota; Eurotiomycetes; Chaetothyriales; Cyphellophoraceae. The coding region runs from base 1 to 435 and encodes 144 amino acids. The record is from RefSeq and is a predicted model, not a curated record. The transcript is spliced from 2 exons.